This is a messenger RNA of Branchiostoma belcheri (Belcher's lancelet), 2503 nucleotides long. RefSeq lists its product as uncharacterized. The transcript is spliced from 11 exons. The record is from RefSeq and is a predicted model, not a curated record. Gene Ontology annotation, cellular component: extracellular region. Gene Ontology annotation, molecular function: insulin-like growth factor binding. Gene Ontology annotation, biological process: regulation of signal transduction; regulation of cell growth. Lineage: Eukaryota; Metazoa; Chordata; Leptocardii; Amphioxiformes; Branchiostomatidae. Bases 8 to 1672 code for a protein of 554 amino acids.
AGUCAAGAUGGAGACCAAGUUACUCCUGGCCGUUUGGCUGCUCCUGCACACGGCGUACUGUCUACCGAAGGACUGUGGGGACUGCGACUCUGACGCCUGUCCUGAGCUCGACUGCCCGUCCAACAUGACGGCCAAAGACGCUUGUUCCUGCUGCGACGUCUGUCUGAGGGAAGAGGACGAAGUGUGUGGAGGAAAGCACUGGUCGGAAGGCCGCUGUGUGGAAGGUUACUACUGCACUGCCGACCCCGACAAUGAUGAAGAUGAGCCCGGGCGGUGUAACUGCAUGUACCCGUACCGGGUGUGUGGGUCUGACGGGAAGGACUAUGUCACCUACUGCCAGCUCAGGUUCAGCUCCUGGCGAAACAAGAAGAUGGGCGGAGACAAGAUCCACCGGGUGCACAAGGGAUUCUGCAAGUUCGCCCCGAUCAUCUCCAUCCCUCCGACGGAUGUCCGGAACACCACGGGCAACACGGUGUUCAUGAGCUGUGAGGUCAAGUCCAACCCGUCCUCCCAGAUCGUCUGGAAGUUUAAGAAAGAUGAGGAGGAUGAAGGAGUGGACCUCCCGGCCGACUAUGACAACAUUUUCUGCAGUUUCCGCGGCGGACCGGACACCAACAAGGUGACAGGCUGGGUGCUGAUUGAAGGCCUACAGAAGACCAAUGCUGGCAUAUACCAGUGUUUCGCUGCCAACGAAUUUGGAAAUGACACCAGCACGGCCUAUUUGGAGGUGCUGGAAGAAGAACUGUGCAUAGACAUGAGGGUCUGGGGAGGCUUGUUGUUGGUACUGGUGACAGUGGUGGUGGUGGAGGGGAGGAAGGCUCUGGGGAAGUGUCCUCCAUGUAAGCUGGACCAGUGUCCCGACAUCAGGGGCAAGUGUUUGGGGGAUGUCCUCAAGGAUCCCUGCGACUGCUGUGAGGAGUGCGCCAAGACUGAAGGUGAAACAUGUGGAGGAAAGAGACACAAGCUGGGGACCUGUAUGGAGGGCUUGCACUGUGAGACCAAGAGAGGGAGGAAGAAGGGUGUGUGUGUCUGUAACGUGGAAGGAAAGGUCUGUGGUACCGAUGGCGUCACCUACAACAGCCUGUGUGAACUGGACCUCAACAAACUGGUGGGCUUCAGGGAAGGGUGGUCACUGGAGAAACGCCAUGAUGGGCCCUGUUACUCAGCUCCUGAGAUCGUGACCCCGCCCCAGCACCUGGUCAACGCCUCAGGCGCUCAGGUUUACCUCAUGUGCGAGGUGACAGGUAUCCCCUCUCCCAGGAUGCUUUGGCGCAAGCUGGAAAAGGGGCCUGAUGGGAUGGUCAAGGUAACAGAAAUCCCUGGGGACAAGCAAAACCUGGCCAUCCAAGUCCGAGGUGGGCCUGAGAAACACCAGGUCACCAGCUGGAUACUGAUCUACCCUGUGUAUGAAGAGGAUGCUGGAGAGUACGAGUGUUAUGCUGAGAACACUGAGGGCUGGGUGACAGCACGUGGCAGCCUGACUGUCACGCAUGGAGAAAUCAUUCAAGAUGCCGACUUUGAUGAUGAUGAUGAGUAUGAUGAUGAUGAAGACUUUGAAGAUGAAGAUAAUGAGGAGGAGGAGGAAGAAGAGGAGGAGGAAGAGGAUGAUGAUGAAGACGACCUCACACAGGAAGAACUAGAUCUUAUGGAGGAAAGAGAGGAUGAUGCAUAGGCUACAGAUAUGUAGAGUGUACACAUUUUAUUCAAAUUAGUCACCUGGGGGCUAUGAAAGCCAUGUAUUCAUUGAUCUUUUCCGUAACCUCUGUACACUAUGCUUCACUCCGAAAUAUAAGCAUUGAACUGUGAAAAUGUGAAACUACAACUGCUGUUUAUUCUGAUCCAACCAUUCAUUCUGUUACCUUCUGGCUUUGGUGACAAACAACAUGGCUUGACCUUUGUUGCUGUUUUGUAUGAUUAUUUUACUAUGGUUACCUAAAAGCUUUAGUAUGCCCUUCAUUUGCUGUAUAGGUUGUUAGCUUUUUUAAAUAACUAGUUUGUAUAUCUGUUUAUAGAGAGAUGUAGUUUAUGUGAUGUAUUUACCAUUUAUAGUAUGGCCAUUAUUAGUCAAUAUUCCAGAGAAUGAUAAAUGCAACAUACACCAAAAUGCUGCAUAUUACUAGUAUUCAGUAUUUUCCCAUUAUCAUAGUGUAACGUCUUACAGUUUUUCAUUAUAAAGUGUAUUUUAGCUAAAAUCAACCUGACAUCUACUGGUAUAUUUCAUCGAUGCAAGCAAAUGAUAGGUUUCUGUCCAGCAAUAUCAGUAAGCCUUGUUCUAUGUAGCAUGUUCUCAAUCCAACUGGGAUGUUACUAGUCGUCCAUCUGUACUUUUUCCACUGUAUAGUACCAGGAAUACUUGACAUAUUUUUCAGCAUUAUGUGGUAUGUAUAUGGAUUGUGCCACAUUAGAAGUUAGUUAUCACAUAGUGGUCAGUAAAUUGAUACCAUAGUAGUAUUUGUUUUUCACUGACACCAAGUAAUUUUUUGUUCAUUACUUGUGCCAAUAA